AUGGACAGUCUAAACCAAACAAGAGUGACUGAAUUUGUCUUCUUGGGACUCACUGAUAACUGGGUGCUGGAGAUGCUGUUUUUCAUGGCAUUCUCAGCCAUUUAUGUGCUAACGCUUUCGGGGAACAUUCUCAUCAUCAUUGCCACAGUCUUUACUCCGCGUCUCCAUACCCCUAUGUAUUUCUUCCUGAGCAAUCUUUCCUUUAUUGAUAUCUGCCACUCAUCUGUCACUGUGCCUAAGAUGUUGGAGGGUUUGCUUUUAGAGAGAAAGACCAUUUCCUUUGACAACUGCAUCACACAGCUCUUCUUCCUACAUCUCUUUGCCUGUGCUGAGAUCUUUCUGCUGAUCAUUAUGGCGUACGAUUGUUACGUGGCUAUCUGCACUCCACUCCACUACCCCAAUGUGAUGAACAUGAGAGUCUGUAUACAGCUUGUCUUUGUUCUCUGGUUGGGGGGUACUGUUCACUCACUAGGGCAGACCUUCUUGACUAUUCGUCUACCUUACUGUGGCCCCAACACUAUUGACAGCUACUUCUGUGAUGUGCCUCUUGUUAUCAAGCUGGCCUGCACAGAUACAUACCUCACGGGAAUACUGAUUGUGUCCAAUAGUGGAACCAUCUCCCUCUCCUGUUUCUUGGCUGUGGUCACCUCCUAUACGGUCAUCCUGGUUUCUCUUCGAAAACACUCAGCUGAAGGGCGCCAGAAAGCCCUGUCUACCUGCUCGGCCCACUUCAUGGUGGUUGCCCUCUUCUUUGGGCCAUGUAUCUUCAUCUAUACUCGGCCAGACACCAGCUUCUCCAUUGACAAGGUGGUGUCUGUCUUCUACACAGUGGUCACCCCUUUGCUGAAUCCCUUCAUUUACACCUUGAGGAAUGAGGAGGUAAACAGUGCCAUGAAGCAGCUCAGGCAGAAACGAGUUUUUUUUACGAAAUCAUAUACAUAA
Nomascus leucogenys (northern white-cheeked gibbon) is the source of this 942-nucleotide messenger RNA. Its product is annotated as olfactory receptor family 4 subfamily E member 2. The record is from RefSeq and is a predicted model, not a curated record. Gene Ontology annotation, molecular function: G protein-coupled receptor activity; olfactory receptor activity. Gene Ontology annotation, cellular component: membrane. Gene Ontology annotation, biological process: G protein-coupled receptor signaling pathway. Lineage: Eukaryota; Metazoa; Chordata; Mammalia; Primates; Hylobatidae.